AUGAAGAAAAAGAUUGGUUAUGGAGUUCAGGUGGUGGCGGCGAUGGAAGUUUCAGGGAUGAGGAAGACGUGGGGAGACGACCAAGACAUAAAGGCAUUUUGGGGUCGUAUACGCGAUAAGUUUUUCGCUGCAAUGGGUCGUGGCGUGUAUCGAGCCCCCGACUCUUUUUCGGGAAAGUGGGGGGCUUUGAGGACGAAGGUUAGCAACUUCAACAGCAUAUACAAUAACCUCGUCAAUAACACUCGAAGGAGAAGUGGUGCGAGCGAUGUCUAUAUCAUGACCGAAGCCCACACCGAGUAUAGAAUGCACCAUGGGCAUAUGUUUAACCUGGUAACCACAUGGGAGCUUCUUCGCAAAUCUCCAAAGUGGCACCUUGUGCCACCGUUCGACCCAACCCGCCCUAGAUCCAAACGGUCCAAAUCGACAUCCACCACCGAACCUUCUGGGUCAGAUGCUCGUACAGUAAUUAAUCUAAACGAGGAUGCUGACGAGUUUGAAGAACCCCAAGAGCUGCCUCGUCCAACUGGUAGGUAUAAAAGUAAAGCCAAGGCAAAGGCACGUGGAAAGUCUACUUAA
Molecule: messenger RNA, 576 nt
Organism: Helianthus annuus (common sunflower)
Lineage: Eukaryota; Viridiplantae; Streptophyta; Magnoliopsida; Asterales; Asteraceae
Exons: 2
Coding region: 1-576 (191 amino acids)
Source: RefSeq, a predicted model, not a curated record